AUUCAUGAAUGUGUUUCAAAACAUCUAUAAGCGCUCAUACAACGAGCUGUGAAUUUGAGUGUGAUAUUUGUCUGUUUUGAAUUGAAACUUGUCAGUAAACGCGUUUUAGGGAAGUUUUACAGGUUGCGUUCAAGGCAGUCUUACUACUACAGUCGCGCUGCGCUGAUUAUUAGACAUAUUAGACAAUUUCUCAAGUGUUCAGCGGCGCGAUUACGAUGAACGCAUCCAUUUGUUUAAGGGGAGGGGUUGUGUAACCGUAUGAAAAGGCAGAAAACUUUCUUUCUACAAAAAUAUUUUUAGUAGUUCAGAGUUUCGCUUUGACUCUUUUCUACCCAGUGCCCUGUAAAGAUUCCCCGGACAGAGAGAUCGGUGAAAUGGCGAGCAAGAAGGCAGUUUUGUUCAAUCUGUGGGGUGUCGUGGUUUCUCCCAGACCCGCAGAAACUUUCCUCAAAUUCGAAGAGACCCACAAACUCCCCAGUGGUUUUCUGGAGAAGCUGGUGACAAACGAGGACAGCGCCAUGCAACGUGCAGAGAGGGGCAAACUCUCCCUCUCUCAGAUGAUCCCAGAGCUUGAUGCAGAGUGUGUGAGUGCAGCAUCAGAUCAGAAGGUCAGUCUUCCUGCUGGGUUCUCUGUUAAGAGCCUGUUGGAGGAACUCAGAGACUCAACCACCGUCAACAAACACAUUCUGCAGACCGUAGCUACGCUCCGCAGACAAGGGUUAUUGACAGGUGUGUUGGCCAACCAGUGGGUGGAUGACAGUGGGUGUGGAGAUAGCUCUGGCCGUCUCCUCUCUCUGCUGGGCGGCCAUUUUGAUGUGGUGCUACAGUCCUGUCGUACCGGCCUCAGGGUCCCAGAGGCCGACCUGUUCAUCUCCGCUCUCAAACAGCUGGGAGUGCCUCCGAAACAGGCUCUGUGGUUGGCUGAUGAUGAGAAGGGGGUGGGAGCAGCAGAGGCAUUAGGGAUGACAGCUGUUUUGGUGAAGGACCUGCCUGAAGCUAUGAAACAAGUAGAGACCUUCACUGGAGUGCAGGCUGUAACAGGGGAAAUCUACCCAGCCUCUUGCAACCCAGGAGAAGUUUCUCAUGGAUAUGUCACCGUCAAGCCCGAUGUAAAGCUGCACUAUGUGGAGAUGGGGGCGGGGCCUCCGGUCAUGCUGUGUCAUGGCUUCCCUGAGAGCUGGUACUCCUGGAGAUACCAGAUCCCAGCUCUAGCAGAUGCAGGGUUUAGAGUGGUUUCUCUGGACAUGAAGGGCUAUGGAGAGUCUACAGCUCCACCAGAUAUAGAGGAGUACUCACAGGAACAGAUCUGCCAGGAUCUUGUGACUUUCAUGGAUAAAAUGGGUAUUCCCCAGGUGACUCUGGUUGGUCAUGAUUGGGGUGGAUCUGUGGUCUGGAACAUGGCCCAGUGUCAUCCAGAGAGAGUCAGAGCGGUAGCUUCCCUGAACACCCCUCUGUUCCCUGUGGACCCCUCCAAGAAUCCUAUGGACUUCCUGAAGACUGUACCCAUCUUUAACUACCAACUCUACUUCCAGGAACCCGGUGUAGCUGAGGCUGAGAUGGAGAAAGAUCUGGCAAGGACCUUCAAGAUCUUCUUCCAUGGCAGUGGAGAUGAGGAUAAUGUUCCUACUAUCAACACUGCUGGAGUUUGUGCCAGAGGUGGUCUGUUCGUAGGACUACCAGACGAGAUACCCAGGAGUUCUAUCCUCAGUGAGACUGCUCUGCAAUUCUACAUCACUCAGUUCAAAGACAAGGGAUUCAGAGGGCCGCUGAACUGGUACCGUAAUGUUGUGAGCAACUGGAAAUGGCUUUGCUCCCGACCCAGAGCUAAGCUCUUGAUGCCAGCUCUCAUGGUGACCACGGGUAAAGAUCCUGUUCUGCUGCCUGUCUUCUCCAGGGGAAUGGAAAACAUGAUCCCCAACCUCACCAGAGGACACAUUGAGGAGUGUGGACACUGGACCCAGAUGGAAAGGCCAUCUGAGCUGAACACCAUUCUGAUCUCAUGGCUGAAGGACACUCACAGCAACAUGGGGGUUGCCGUGACACCCAAGCUGUGAUCAGUUACCACAGUGGCCACUUCUCGGAGCCUGGUUCCUCUCUAGGUUUCUUCCUUGGUUCCUGCAGGUUGAUGUUUAUUGGGAUGAGUCUAGUCCUGGAGGCAGAACUGAGCCAUUUGCACGAGAUGGGCCAGCUGCAAAGUCAAAAUUGGCUAUAUAAAAAUAUAUAUACACUGAACAAAAAUAUAAACGUGAUAUCUAACAAUUUCAAAGAUUUUACUGAGUUAUAGUUCAAAUAAGGAAAUCAGUCCAUUUAAAUACAUUUAUUAGGCCCUAAUGUAUGGAUUUCACAUGACUGGGCAGGGUCGUAGGCCCACCCACUUGGCAGCCAGGCCCACCCACUGGGGAGCCAGGCCCAGCCAAUCAGAAUUAGUUUUUCCCCCACAAAAGGGCUUUAUUACAGACAGAAAUACUCCUCAGUUUCAUCAGCUGUCCAGGGGUGGCUGGUCUCAGAUGAUCCCACAGAUGAAGAAGCCGGAUAUGGAGGUCUUGGGCUGGCAUGGUUACACAUGGUCUGCGGUUGUGAGGCCGGAUGUCCUGCCAAAUUCUCUAAAAUGAUGUUGGAGGCGGCUUUGGUAGAGAAAUGAACAUUACAUUAUCUGGCAACAGCUCUGGUGGACAUUCCUGUAGUUUGCAUGUUAAUUGCACAUUCACUCAAAAUUUGAGACAUCUGAAGGCAUAGUUUUGUGACAAAACUGCACAUUUUAGAGUGGCUUUUUAUUGUCCCCAGCACAAGGUGCACCUGUGUAUUUAUCAUACUGUUUAAUCAGCUUUUUGAUAUGCCACACCUGUCAGGUGGAUGGAUUAUCUUGGCAAUGGAGAAAUGCUGACUAACAGGGAUGUAAACAAAUUUGUGGACAAAAUUUAAGAGAAAUGUUGUUUUUUUUUGCGUAGGGAACAUUUCUGAGAUCUUUUAUUUAAGCUCAUGAAACAUGGGACCAACACUUCAUAUUUUUGUUCAGUAUAUAAUUGAACGUUGGGCAUAAGGUUAACAGUGUGCUUAAGGUUAGGUUCUAUAACAUUGUGACUGUGCCAGCUAGUGACCACCCUGCAGAGCUGCCUCCAGAACACGAGUCAUCCCAAUAAAUGCAAACUUUCCUUCUUGAGAGGUUUUUCAACUAUGCUUCUGCCUCAACAUUGCUUGCUCUCUGUUAGCCUGGACAUCUGCAAAGCACUUGGUGACAACUGCUGAUGUAAAAAGGGCUUUAUAAAAUAAAUUUGAUUGAUUGACAAUUUA
Molecule: messenger RNA, 3291 nt
Organism: Oncorhynchus kisutch (coho salmon)
Lineage: Eukaryota; Metazoa; Chordata; Actinopteri; Salmoniformes; Salmonidae
Gene: ephx2
Product: epoxide hydrolase 2, cytoplasmic
Exons: 19
Coding region: 375-2054 (559 amino acids)
Molecular function (GO): catalytic activity
Source: RefSeq, a predicted model, not a curated record